AUGAACACCAUCAAACACAACAACUGCGACAACAACGACAAGAUGAUGACCACCUCUUCCAUCAAGAUCAACUUCCAGGGCGCUUCACGCGACGUGAACGUUCCGGCUCCGGUUACGCUCGACAGCCUCCAAGCGGCCAUCGCCGCCGCCUUCGAUGCUGAGCUGCCUGUCCGCUCCCCCGCGGGGGAGGCCGCCAAGGACACCGACCUGUCGUUCACGUACAAGGAUCCUGAUGGGGACGACAUCGUGUUCGACAAGGAUUCCGAGCUGAAGCUGGCAGUGCGCCUAUGCCCCAGCUCGCUCGAGAUCUCGGCUGCCCUGAAGGAAAGCAAGCCUGCUAACAAGCCCGACCCCGAAGCGAGGCUGUACAAGAUCGCCGCCCGUAACCUGCGCGAGUACAACGGCGUGCCCUCCAUGACCCCGCCCAAGCUCAUCAAGACCCUGGCUUUCCUCAAGCUGAACCCGCAACGCCUCGUAAAGCAGGGCCUCGCUCCCAAGGUUCUUCUGGCUCGCAUGAAGGCCGAAGCCGCCAACAACGCAAAGGUAUCGAAGGUUCCUCUUGGUGACGGCAAGAACAACGAGGAUCUCGCCGACUCGGUCGCCGCCGGCAUGGAACUGAUGAGCGUGGAGGACAAGAAAGAAUGGAACGACGGCUUCGUGUCCGCCGAAUCGGACGCGCCCGCUGCCGCGGCGCCCAUCACCGCCGAGACUUCCUCUCCCGACAACGACAAGGAGGAGGAGAACGAUGACGCUGCGCCUGAGGUCAAGAAGAACCUCAUCCACAAGGCCUUCAUCGCAGGCGGCAUCCAGCUCCGCCCUCGCGAGGGACUACUACUGGGGGUGAGCAUCUUCGUCACCGUCAAGCCGAAGGAGGAGGAGCCUAGCCGUCUACUACCGUUCUACUCUCUCUUUGUUCCGCGUGUCGUGGGGCAAGAUUGAAGGACGGCAUGAGAGUAGUUGAGUUGGUGUAGCCUUGUCUUUCGGUACUAUUUGCAAUUGGGCAGAAGCCUCCCUCGGAAACACUGAUACGAGGGGUGGAGAACGGAAGGUUUUAGUAGACGAGAACCGUUUCACCGUUUGGCUUCUGCACUCAUGCAGCACUACGAUAGGCGUAUAUGCUCGAAACAUCUUUCAAAGUAAAACCGUCUUGGUUUGAUUUGAGUUCGGCCUUUCGUGGUUUCUUUGUUUUUUUCUGUGCUCACGUUCUUGAGGGAGUCGUUUAUGUUGCGUGUAAGUGUAUAGUCGCUGUGCGACGCAGAGUAGCUGAUUGCGAACGGGUAAACCAACGAGUUCGUGGCACCGUUUGCGUGUGGCGUCAGAGUGUUGUUGCAGCGGGUAUGCAUACGUUGAUCUCGUUGUUUUGAGUUCGUACGGGGAGGAGAGUACCGCUCGUGUGGCAUACACGUGGAGUUAAAAUGGAUAAGAAGGGACUGCUGUGCACCCACUACUGCUGUCAGCAGCAAUAGCAGGAGACAGCGGUCGGUCGGAACACCGGCGGUUCACAAGUGGAAGCGGUAAUUGUUGAAGUCUCAGGGAGGCACACGUCGCGCAGCGGUGUUGUCUAUUGCGUGCACUUCAUGGGGUAAAAAAGGCGGUUUGGGUAGUCAAACGCCGGCCAUGUUGAUUCUUCAGACUGGAAAGUAUUCAGAUAGGUGGAUGGAAUGGGGGAGGGAAGUAAAUGUAGUAAAAAAAAGUAGGCCGUCCCUGUGGCGAACUGGGCUAUGACUUUGCAGUCUUCAACAGCAACUACAGGUGUGUCAGCGUGGGCAUGGGAGAGAGAGGAGAGGGAGCGAGUUCCACCCACGAUGUGAUGUUAAUUGUAGAGAGGAAAAUGAAAGAAAACAAAAGACCCAAGAG
Molecule: messenger RNA, 1857 nt
Organism: Ectocarpus siliculosus
Lineage: Eukaryota; Phaeophyceae; Ectocarpales; Ectocarpaceae
Source: the annotation of a GenBank genome assembly